AUGACAGAAACAAAUGGCAACGCGGCGCCUUUUCUCGGCCAGCUCAAAACCGAUUCAGUCGCAGACUGCAUUGGAGCGACGCCAUUAGUCCGCCUGAACCGCCUUCCAAAAUCACUUGGUAUCAAAGCGCAGGUGUAUGGAAAACUCGAAUACUUUAACGCCGGCGGGUUAGUAAAGGACCGAAUCGCGAGGCGCAUGGUUUACAAAGCGGAAAUGGACGGGAAGAUCAAGCCUGGAGAUACAUUGAUUGAGGCUUCGAGCGGCAAUACUGGAAUCGCGAUUGCUAUGAUGGCGGCCGUCAAAGGCUACAAAUGUAUUAUCACGCUGUCAGAGAAGAUGUCGCUUGAAAAAGAGCAAAUUUUGAAAGCUCUCGGGGCAACCGUUACAGAGAUUCCGAACUCAUUCAUCUUGAAUCAAUACACCAACCCUGAGAACCCGGCUGCAUAUGAAUUCGGGACUGCAGAGGAGUUGUGGCAUCAGACAGAAGGGCAGGUCGACGUGGUAAUUAGCGGAGCUGGUACUGGAGGAACAGUUACAGGCAUCGCUAGGGGUUUGAAGAAACAUAGCAAGGAUAUCCUGAUCGUGGCGGCAGAUCCGCUUGGCUCAAUCCUUGCUCAACCUGGUGAUCUGAACGAUGUGAAAGCGGAAUAUAAGGUUGAAGGCAUCGGAUACGACUUUGUGCUAGAGGUCUUGGAUCAAUCCAAACCAGAUCUCUGGAUCAAAACCCCUGAUCGGGACUCUUUUCAGUAUGCACGACGCCUUGUGCGUGAGGAAGGGCUUCUUUGUGGGGGUUCCUCUGGUGCAACAGUUGCCGCAUUGGUUUAA
This is a messenger RNA of Penicillium griseofulvum, 825 nucleotides long. RefSeq names its product PLP-dependent cysteine synthase family protein. Bases 1 to 825 code for a protein of 274 amino acids. Lineage: Eukaryota; Fungi; Ascomycota; Eurotiomycetes; Eurotiales; Aspergillaceae. The record is from RefSeq and is a predicted model, not a curated record. Gene Ontology annotation, molecular function: cysteine synthase activity; cystathionine beta-synthase activity. The transcript is spliced from 3 exons. Gene Ontology annotation, cellular component: cytoplasm.